Lineus longissimus is the source of this 982-nucleotide messenger RNA. RefSeq names its product vesicle transport protein SEC20-like. The coding region runs from base 1 to 720 and encodes 239 amino acids. Gene Ontology annotation, cellular component: SNARE complex; endoplasmic reticulum. NCBI's taxonomy places the organism in Eukaryota, Metazoa, Nemertea, Pilidiophora, Heteronemertea, Lineidae. The transcript has 5 exons. Gene Ontology annotation, biological process: retrograde vesicle-mediated transport, Golgi to endoplasmic reticulum. Gene Ontology annotation, molecular function: SNAP receptor activity. The record is from RefSeq and is a predicted model, not a curated record.
AUGGCUUCCGAUGACGUCCAAGUUAAACUUUGCAUCCAAGAAAUUGUCAAAUCAGAUCUUCAAAUCAAAGCUUUGGUUCAGGAUAUCAGAGAAUGUGAUGGACCUACCGAGUUACUUGAAGACCUAAACAGUGAUGCCAGGGAAAUAAUUCAAGCUGUAAAGAAUAGGAUUGAUGACCUUGACAACUUGGCAAGGGAACAAGAAAAGGAGACAGACAAAAUAGCUAUAUUGAAAACUGUGGAAAAUUACAGGAAACAGUUGUCAAGCACACAACAGUCAUUGCGGAAAGCUGUGAUAACCUCACAGAUGACAAUAGAUAGGAAAGAAAAAGAAAUACUGCUCAAUGGGGGAACAAGUGACUUAAAGAAAAGAAAAAAAUCCAGCAAAGAAGCCUUAGCUAAAACAUCUGGCAACAUAACAGAUAAUUUGUUGAAUAUCAGCCGAAUGAUGUCAGCUUCAGUCAAGCAAAGUGAACAGACCAUGGGAAAUUUAGUGUCUUCAUCAGGACAGAUUGCAGGAACACAUGAGGAGUUCAAAAACAUGUCAGGACACGUUCAAAACUCACGGAAACUCCUCACGAAAUACAACAGACGAGAAUUCACUGAUAAACUCUUGAUCUUUCUGGCUCUUGUCUUUUUCUUUGCCACAGUGCUAUACAUCACGAAACGACGUGUGUUUGGAGUAUCGGUUGAGAACACAGCUAGUGGUGUCAAUUCAUAAUGAUCGGGUGGUGAUGACUUUUGAGUUGUGACCAUGAGUUGAUUGUGUUUACUAUUAUUAUAACUGAUAUCAGAGCUGGAUGAUUAUGAUUAUGACUACAUGUAGUCAAAGAAGAAACCUGUAAUAUUAUUACAUGGUACAAAAUUAUGUAACUUUGCUUGGCUACGGUAUUAAUGUACACUGCCUUUGUUAAUUAGAAUAUAUUCUAUGAUAUAAAUGUUACAUGUAUUUAUAUGUAAAUAAAGACAUUAUGUUAUUUAAA